Microthlaspi erraticum is the source of this 399-nucleotide messenger RNA. The record is from the annotation of a GenBank genome assembly. Lineage: Eukaryota; Viridiplantae; Streptophyta; Magnoliopsida; Brassicales; Brassicaceae.
AUGAGCGACGGGAAAGUUGUUCUCAUUGAUUUCAAAGAACAUGAGAGGAUGCAGUUCGGAGCGAUGUUAGUGAGUUCUGAGACGCUGGAUAUUAUUGUAGAGAUGGCGUUUUAUAUUGAUCCCAGAGAAAUCGAAAAGCUUCUGAAACGACCACGUGAUCCACCUAAACGCGAUAGUUACUUCAAGAAGAUCCACGACAUGCUCAACAACCAAAUAUGGAUUGGACAUGACAUAAUCAAACGAGACAUCCCAGGUUUGCUAGCUUUAUUCAAGAAAGUUGGCGCAAAAUUCCCUACGCCCAAAUCUGUAAUAGAUACAGUUCUCUUCACCUCGUCCAACACGAGUCGAGCCAAACUUGCGGUACACUUUGGCCUAGGUGAAGAUAAGGGAGCUUUGUGA